UCUCUAUGAGCUAAGUACAACAUUAAAACAUAUUUUCUUGAAAGAUCAAGUUGAAUUAUAGCUCAAAAAGACCAAAUUAGAAAUGGGAAAAGUAGAGCUAAUAGGUGCAUGGUCAAGUCCAUUUUACCGUAGAGUGAUAUGGGCACUUGAAUUAAAAGGCAUAAAACAUGAACAUAUUUUGGAAGAUCUUACUAACAAAAGCUCAUUGCUUCUACAAUACAAUCCUAUUCAUAAAAAAAUUCCUAUUCUUGUUCAUGAUGGUAAACCCAUUUGUGAGUCUUUGAUCAUUCUUGAAUAUAUUGAGGAAAAAUGGCCCCACUUACAUCCAUUAUUGCCCAUGGAACCUCAUGAAAGAGCUAUGGUUAGAUUUUGGGCCAAAUUUGCUGAUGACAAGGGUUUGUCCAUAUGGAUGCUUUUCAGAACAACAGGAGAAGAACAAGCCAAAGCCCAAAAGGACACUUUGGAUAUGCUAACAUCUAUAGAACAACAUGCCCUUGGAACUCACCCAUUCAUUGGAGGUGAAAAGAUUGGAAUAGCUGAUAUUGCACUGGGGAGUAUGAUCUAUUGGUUUCAAGUCCUUGAAAAUGUUUUGGAACUUAAAAUACUAAAAGAAACCCAAUUCCCCAAACUCUUUAAAUGGUUCAAUAACUUCAAACAAGACUCAAUCAUCAACAAAAACCUCCCUGAUCAACACCAAAUGUUUGUAUACUUCAAUAACCUAAAAAAGAAACUCAUGGAUGCUUCUACGUAUGUGUGAGACUAACCGUUCAUCGGUCAAAGGCAAUCGAAAAUAACCUCUUUGUUGUUACUUGGUAAAGUUGUGUACAUCGGCCCGUGGAAGCCACCAAUAAUGAUGUUACCUACUUUUGUUAUGUAUUGCAGCAACAAGGCUCAAUAUUAGUGUAAUAAGAUUUACCUAAAUCAAUUAUAUUUGUGUUUAUAGAUGCAUCAUUGAACUAUGCCAUCAUUGAUUCUUAUGAAGAAUUCUACGAACUAACUUGAUGGUUGGGACUUGGGAGGUCGAACCUCUAACGACAUGUUGAUGUGAUAAUGAUACGAUUGUCGUACUGUCAAAUAUUGUCUG
Messenger RNA from Amaranthus tricolor (Joseph's coat), 1084 nucleotides. RefSeq names its product glutathione transferase GST 23-like. NCBI's taxonomy places the organism in Eukaryota, Viridiplantae, Streptophyta, Magnoliopsida, Caryophyllales, Amaranthaceae. Gene Ontology annotation, biological process: glutathione metabolic process. Bases 83 to 757 code for a protein of 224 amino acids. The record is from RefSeq and is a predicted model, not a curated record. Gene Ontology annotation, molecular function: glutathione transferase activity. The transcript is spliced from 2 exons. Gene Ontology annotation, cellular component: cytoplasm.